This is a messenger RNA of Folsomia candida, 1325 nucleotides long. RefSeq lists its product as uncharacterized. The record is from RefSeq and is a predicted model, not a curated record. The transcript is spliced from 3 exons. The coding region runs from base 372 to 1274 and encodes 300 amino acids. NCBI's taxonomy places the organism in Eukaryota, Metazoa, Arthropoda, Collembola, Entomobryomorpha, Isotomidae.
GUCGUUGUCACCGAUUUAGAUAAUUUUCGCCCUUCUACAUACAUAGAUACAUACAUAAGGAAUGGCGUGGUUGCAAAAAUUCGCCUUAAUUGCCUUGUCUCUAAUUUCUAUUCCACCGUUAAACGCGUCAACCUUGGAGGACUUGAUUCGAAACGGGACACGGUUGGAAUGGACAUAUCUCCGCGACGGGGUCCGAUACUACAUGACCCCGGACCUCACGGCGGAUAAAAUCGACUCUACCCGACAACGGUUUAUCGUCUCUUACUCGAUCUAUCCACCAUUUCCUACGACUCCUCCACCCACAACGACCAAUCCUUCCAUGUCAACCAGUCCGACAACGUCGACCACACCCACGAUCCCAACCACUCCAGAUGAGAACCAUAUUCCAAACGGAUCCUUCUCGCUUCGUAUCGGUAAACGUGGGAACCCUUUCGAAAAGUUCCCGUCCCGCCGAGUACCUCUUCCUUAUCCCCCUGGAAGGUUCGGACAAUGAGUUUCACCUGUACUUUAAUAACCAGUCCUUCGUUACCCCGAGAACCCGGCGGCCAUUUGAUUUCUUCCUCGGUUCAUAUUUCCCGGCCGAGACGGCUGCUAUCUUCUCUCUGCAACCGUACCAGUUCCACUUGAAUUCAUCGUAUCGGGGUGAACGAUCCCACAUUUUACCCACUCUGGAGGAAAUCGCCACCCUGGAAACAGAGUCCAACCGUGUCUCCGCCUACACCCAGUUGAUCACUCGUAUGCAUGCCCUCGACCAUGUCAAGGGGAGAGAUAUUUUCAACGUGGCGGCCCACAUGGCGGCCACCUUACCCGCGAAUCAUGCCGUAUUUUACGCCCUUCCUGACCCCGCCAGAUUCAUUUUCACGAGAAAUGUAGCCCUCACUUUUGAACAUCCCGAUGGAGCUUUGUACCCCAUGAAAUAUUUUUGGGGGUCUGACUUGCACCAGGGGUUCGAACCCUAUUCCAUCCUGCCCACCAGUAUUUCGCCAAACUGGCCGCUGACAAAUAUAUCGGUGGCAAUAAUUUAUGGCAAUAGGAGCCUUCAGCAGCAUCGGAUCUUUGUCAAUCCGACCAACAGGCAGGUAACACAGGAAAUUUUGGGGCAAAAUUUACCCAAAGAUUUUACCCUCCAUUUGGGCGAUGAUUUAUUCACGGUGACAAUUUCUUGGAACGACGGGAUGGGCUGGAUUGGCACGCAAGAUGUAGAACCAGACUUUUACUUUGACGCAAACAAGCCAAUCGGGGAGGCGGCCAGGUUUAAAAUUGUGGAGUUUUGAGUGGAAAAUGUAAAAUUGUCCGAAUAAAACAUUAAUAUUAUCGCAAAACAA